Mangifera indica (mango) is the source of this 642-nucleotide messenger RNA. RefSeq lists its product as uncharacterized. The record is from RefSeq and is a predicted model, not a curated record. Bases 1 to 642 code for a protein of 213 amino acids. Lineage: Eukaryota; Viridiplantae; Streptophyta; Magnoliopsida; Sapindales; Anacardiaceae. The transcript has a single exon.
AUGAAGGUGAAUAGUAACGUGAAUUCUGUGAUAGCGAAGAAGCUAUGGAAUGUUUUGAGGAUCACUUUCUUUAUGAUAAGGAAAGGAUUGGUGUCGAAGAGGAAGUUGAUUAUGGACAUGAAUUUGAUGAUGAAAAGAGGGAAACUUUUGAGGAAGUCUUUCAGUAAUCUCAUUUCUCUUCAUCAUCAUCAUCAUGAUCAUCGCCAUUCUAGACACAUUUCUAGGCACACGACAAGUGGUAGCUAUGGCGUACAGGAGUACGAGUUCUCUUGCAGCAACAGCCCUAAUCCUGUUUUUUCCCACUUGUCAAAACGCAAACACCAUUACUUUCCUUGCAUCAACCCUCCCGAGGUUUUUGAAGAAGAAGAAGAAGGAGUCUUUGAAGGUGAGCCCAAGGCAGUCAUUUUGAUGCCCAGAACCCCUGAGUACACGUUCAACUUCCGAUUUGACGCCACCGAUUUAGCCCCCGGAGAGAAGCGUAGCCCGGUUCCCUCCCCUUUCAAUGUAAGAAUCUCAAAUUACUCAUCAGAAGAAGAGAAUGAAAUUGCUGGAAAUGACAAGGUUGAUGAUGAAGCUGAGGAGUUCAUCAGAAGGUUUUAUGAACAAUUAAGGAAACAAAGCCAUAUGCAGCUAUUGCAGUAA